Molecule: messenger RNA, 255 nt
Organism: Staurois parvus
Lineage: Eukaryota; Metazoa; Chordata; Amphibia; Anura; Ranidae
Source: the annotation of a GenBank genome assembly
CCUCUCUGCCAAUCUCUCCACUGGGCUUCAGUGACACCCCUCUCUGCCAAUCCUCCACUGGCCUCCAUUGUGUCUCCUUCCACUCUCGCCAAUCCUCCAAUGGGGGCCCUCCUUCAGUGUCCUCCACCCUCGCCCCAAUCCCUCCACUGGCCUCCACUCAUCCCUCCACUCCUCCACAGGUGUACUCCACCUCUUGCCAAUCCCAUCCACUCAGUGUCCUCCACCCCUCUCUGCCAAUCCCUCACUGGCUCCCCU